AUGCGUGCGCAGGCAACAUCCGCUGCAUCGACGCCGCCGCCCACAACAAGAGGCACAGAGACAUUGAAAGAGGCUGACAAGGACGACGCCAUCCCCCUGCCUCGCCUGAUUCAUGCGCUACAUAGCACGGCCCAUGUGUCCGUUACAGAAGCUAUGACAACCGUUCAUGCCUUGGCACAAAGCAAGAGAUGCACAAGAGCACACCUGCGCCGUAUCUCUGCGCCUGAAUUGGAAGAAAUUGGCGCGCCGUGCAAAGGAGCCACGCGUGAUCGCAUAGUACAGGUCCUGCAGAGCGUAGCGCUGACGAACGACAGCACGAGUCUAAGUGAAGCGGAACGAAUGGAAAAACAACAGCGUCUACGUACAGAAGCCCAAGUACGCCGUGAAUGGGGCAAUGUAGCUACGCCAUCUCGCGUGGGGGUGGACCAUGAAAGCGAAGAUACCUUUGAUUUCCACCCCGUUUUGGACGAGAGUACGCUUCGUGGCCGCCAUGUGGUGGUGAACCGGGCGCCUGUAAUGACAGCAUGGGCCGUGGUCGUAUUGCAGCAGCUGGGGUUUGGUAUCAACGAGGCCUUGAGCCUGGCACAGUGCUAUGUAAGCCUCGCCGCGGAAGCACGGGCACGCACGCUGCAGCGUCCAGAAGCGAUGCACAGUGGACGGACGCCACUGACAGUGAGUGAAAACCAGCCACAUAUCGAGUUCUUGCACACAAAGAUCCCAGUGAUCUGCCUACGCAAUGGCCAGUAUCGAGGUCUGCAUGCAGGGGAUAUUGUACCGCCCUCGCGAGCGUUUGAGUAUCUGCGUCGCUCCAUGUUCCAGACCUUGCCACAAGUGAUGGGGGCCCUAACGCUGCUCGCCAAUUCGUACGUGGAUCGAGAUGGAUCGACAACGGCCUUGCAAACGGCCGCCUAUGGUCUGUACGCGGACUUUCGCCCAGAGACGCAUGGCGAGUGGGGCAAGCGUGCGACACUCUCUCUCGAUACCAUCCUUGCGCUGCGUCGGCCGCCUGCGCUUACGGAAGAGAAACAACCGCAUCGCAAGGCCGAAGACGAUCAAGGCAGUGCCACGCCGCCGGCACGUGAGAAGCAGGAAGAGAGUGUGACACAGACUGUGGACGGAACUAUAAGCCAACUAGGCUAG
Malassezia pachydermatis is the source of this 1140-nucleotide messenger RNA. RefSeq lists its product as hypothetical. The coding region runs from base 1 to 1140 and encodes 379 amino acids. Lineage: Eukaryota; Fungi; Basidiomycota; Malasseziomycetes; Malasseziales; Malasseziaceae. The transcript has a single exon. The record is from RefSeq and is a predicted model, not a curated record.